Molecule: messenger RNA, 936 nt
Organism: Thalassophryne amazonica
Lineage: Eukaryota; Metazoa; Chordata; Actinopteri; Batrachoidiformes; Batrachoididae
Gene: six6a
Product: SIX homeobox 6a
Exons: 2
Coding region: 105-842 (245 amino acids)
Biological process (GO): regulation of transcription by RNA polymerase II; eye development
Cellular component (GO): transcription regulator complex; nucleus
Molecular function (GO): RNA polymerase II cis-regulatory region sequence-specific DNA binding; DNA-binding transcription factor activity, RNA polymerase II-specific
Source: RefSeq, a predicted model, not a curated record
GUCUUGGAUUGCCUGGGCGCGCGGACGGCAGAGAGAAGCGCAGGACGCGACGGAGACGCAGGGAGAGGAGGGGGAACCGGGAAACUCGGGGAGAAGAAGCCUCCAUGUUUCAGCUGCCCAUCUUGAAUUUCAGCCCCCAGCAGGUCGCCGGGGUCUGCGAGACUCUGGAGGAGAGCGGGGACGUCGAGCGCCUCGGCCGCUUCCUGUGGUCGCUGCCCGUCGCGCCCGCGGCCUGCGAGGUGCUCAACAAGAACGAGUCGGUGCUGAGAGCCCGGGCCGUGGUCGCUUUUCACACCGGCAAUUUCCGCGAACUCUACCACAUCCUGGAGAACCACAAAUUCACCAAAGAGUCGCACACGAAGCUGCAGGCUCUGUGGCUGGAGGCGCACUACCAGGAGGCGGAGAAGCUGCGAGGCCGCCCGCUGGGGCCCGUGGACAAAUACCGGGUGCGGAAGAAGUUCCCGCUGCCCAGAACCAUAUGGGACGGAGAGCAGAAAACCCACUGCUUCAAGGAGAGAACCCGGCACUUGUUACGAGAAUGGUACUUGCAGGAUCCCUACCCGAAUCCCAGCAAAAAGAGGGAGCUGGCACAGGCCACAGGACUGACACCCACACAAGUAGGAAACUGGUUCAAAAACCGCAGACAAAGAGACAGAGCGGCGGCUUCGAAAAACAGGCUCCAGCAGCAGGUCCUGUCCGGCGGUUCGGUUCGCUCCCUGGCGGACGAGGACGGCACCGUGGACCGUUUGGGGAACUCCUCCAGUCCGGAGGCGAGUCUGUCCAGCAAAGUGGCCGCGUCCGCCAUCUCCAUCACCUCCAGCGACAGCGAAUGUGACAUCUGACGGCCACAUGUCGACGAGUCAAAGACAAUCUGAUAAAAACAAGUCAUAGUGCCUGCGUUCAGUCAAUUUAAAAAUAAGAAAAGAGAUGGAAAAA